CGGCGAGCGAUACUACUUUUAGGACCUCCCCGAUAAGUCUUCGGUCGAAAUAUUUGACGUACGUAAGUAAGGGUGACUGGCUGGCUGGCUGUGCCGAGGACCAAAAAAAACAAUGUUAUUAUAUAAUAUACCUAUCAUUAUACACACACACAUAUAUAUGUGUGUAGUAAACUUAAACUCUUCUUUGCUCUCAUAAGCUCCUUUCUUACCACUUCACGUUUUUUGCAUUGCGGUAUCAUUCAUAGAAUUCGUUUUGCUUGAGUAGAUAUAGACGUGAAUCAAUAUGUCUACCAGCGCAUUGGUCCCUAACGAUCCUCGGGUCGAACACAAGUUCACCUCGUUUGGGGAUAUAACGUACCACUAUAUGUUGACUAAGCCGGAGCGCAAGCCCAUUGCCACAGUUCUUCUCAUUCAUGGCUUCCCUGACCUUGGCAUGGGAUGGCGAUAUCAGGUCCCUUACCUGUUGUCACUGAAUCUACAGGUCAUUGUUCCGGAUAUGUUGGGAUACGGACGCACCUCCGCUCCAGAGUCCCACGAAGAGUACACUUUAAAGAAGAUGACGGCUCAUAUGGCGGCCAUCGUCAAGGAGAACACACCUGAGCCGAUUAUCCUCGGUGGCCAUGAUUGGGGCGGUCUUCUUGUUUGGCGUAUGGCACAAUACUAUCCGGAAUUAAUCCGUGCAGUUUUCAGUAUUUGCACGCCUUUCAUACCUAUGUCGACGGUUAAGCAUUCACUAGAGGAUGUGGUGAAAAGGAGACCGCACUUCAGAUACCAGCUCCAGCUGGCUAGUCCCGUCGCGGAGAACAUAGUUAACAAAUCGCCCGAAAAUUUGCGAGGAUUCAUUAACGGCAUAUUCGGUGGCAGGACGCCGGAAGGCAAGCCUGCGUUUAGCGUGGAUGUUGGCGUCAUCGAGGAGAACGUAGCUAGGGUCGAGCCGUCUCCGUUAGUCAGCCGAGAGAUGAUUGACUUUUACGUCCAGGAGUAUUCGCGGAACGGCCUGCACGGACCGACCAACUGGUAUCGCACCCGUGCGCUCAACGCCGAUGAUGAGCAGGAGCAGGCGAAGAACGGCGAAUUCAAGUUCCCGAUGCCGGCCAUGUUGGUCGUGGCCGAGAAGGACGCCGCGCUACCGGCCGCCAUGGCAGAGGGCCAGGAGAAACAUUUUGCUGGCGGCCUCAAACAGGAGAUUAUUCCCGGAAGUGGCCACUGGGUCUUGGUCCAAUGUCCCGAGCUCGCUAACAAGCACAUCGGCGAUUUCAUCAAAAGCGUUCUCGGAGACGAAUUGAAGGCAUCCUUAUAAGCCAUCUAGUCGGUUCAUAUGCAGUCUGAUAUUGCUACUGCAUGGUGUCUAUCUGUUGGUUUGUUGGGUUGCUUGCUGUGUGUUAGGACGGGCGAUAUGAGGAUCGCCUCUAUAUCGUCGUAUAACUGUUAUGUAUCCACCGCGGUGGCGUGUGUCAAUACCCCGUGUUGGUUCAGUGCACGUAUACUUAUUCUUGGUUAUUAAAUAACAUAUAGACUUAUGAUG
This is a messenger RNA of Hypoxylon fragiforme, 1525 nucleotides long. Its product is annotated as epoxide hydrolase. NCBI's taxonomy places the organism in Eukaryota, Fungi, Ascomycota, Sordariomycetes, Xylariales, Hypoxylaceae. Bases 284 to 1300 code for a protein of 338 amino acids. The record is from RefSeq and is a predicted model, not a curated record. The transcript is spliced from 3 exons. Gene Ontology annotation, molecular function: hydrolase activity.